This is a messenger RNA of Agrilus planipennis (emerald ash borer), 1761 nucleotides long. RefSeq names its product proline-rich extensin-like protein EPR1. Bases 1 to 1761 code for a protein of 586 amino acids. The transcript has 2 exons. NCBI's taxonomy places the organism in Eukaryota, Metazoa, Arthropoda, Insecta, Coleoptera, Buprestidae. The record is from RefSeq and is a predicted model, not a curated record.
AUGAAAAUGCACGUGACUUUGCUAUUUUUGUUCGUCUCAAGUGCGUUAAGUGUCGAAUUUCAACAGCAAACUUUGGAUCAGCAGACCAAUGAUCAUUUGGAUCCUUCGUUUGAUUCGGAAACCGAACACAUAGCGAAGGAUCAAGACAAACGGACCAUUUUCGGUCCCCAACCGCACAUAUACAUUGGAAAACACGUCGGUGUUCAUCCCGCAGGAUUUAAGUAUUUAUUGGGAUACGGACCAUUGGACGUCAGGUACAAAUCACCUAUAAAGCACUAUAAAGUAUUCAAGCCCGUUCCUGUGAAAGUACACUAUCACGCAAAACCAGUAGUUCAUCUCAAACCCAUUGUACCAGUUAGACAAUAUCUACCAGUUCAUGUGCAUUCUGGUUGGAAACCUGUAGUAAGGCCGCCUAAACCUGUACUACCAAUUGUACCUGUACAGCCCCCAUUUAUUUCUUUGUUACCACCCAAACCAGAACCAGUGGUACCUCUACCUGCGCCAGCUGUACCUGUGGGUCCUGCACCUGUACCCAUAGUUCCAAUUCCUCCAGCACCUGCAGUUCCUGCUCCUGCUCUACCUGUACCGGCUCCUGUUGUUCCCAUUCCAGCCCCAGAACCACCAAGCCAUCAUCAUUUCGUUUUCCAAACACCCGUGUCAAGACCAGCGUUUGUUCCUCAAUUUCACCAUGUAGUAAAACCUAAUUUGGGAGUUCUUCCUCUGGGUGCCACAUUCCCAGCACCUGUAUUACCUCCUCCAGCUCCUGUUGCACAUCCUGUAGCAUUUCCUGCACCUCAUCCUGUUUUCCAAGAACCUGUUCCGGUACACCAACCUGUUCCGGUACACCAACCUGUUCUUCCAGCACCUGUACCAGUUCCUCAGCCCUUACCAAUACAUCAUCCACCUGUUUUACCACCUUCUCCCCUUCAUCAUCAUCAUCAUCAUCACAUAGCACCUGUAGGUCCUCAUGUGACAUUCCCAGCUCCUGCUCCGCCACCAUUACCACAUGGAGUCUUUCCACUACCGGGUGAAGCUCACAUUCCUGCUCCGUUUCCUCAACCUGUUCCAAAGGUUCCCGAUGUACCUCCACCUGCUCUAGUUCCAAACUUCGACCAGCGUCCAUUGUUUGUUGAAUUUCAUGGUAUUCCAAGUUUAAAUCCUCUAAAUAAGUCGAACUUUCCACCUGCUGGUCCUCCCGCCCCUGAACCUGCUGGACCAUCAGUGUUUCCUCCAUCGGGACAAGAUCUCCCUACUCCGAGUUUAGGACCACCAAACGUGCAGCAGUACCAACAACAAUUACAAGAGCAUCAACAGUACCAACAACAAUUACAAGAACAAAAUUUCCACAGUCAAGGUUAUCAUUAUCAAGGCAAUCAUGGAUACAGUUAUUCCCAUGGUGAUCCCAAUCAAGAAUUUGAACCGAUUGGUCCUAAUAUACAACCUGGACAAACGGAUCUCCAGCUUCCUUUGCAUCUACCAGAACAUCCGUUGUAUAGACCUCAAGAACCUAGUAAAUACCAGUUUGCUGAACAGCAGCGCCUAAGUCCUUAUCACACAAUAAGUUAUCAAACUCACGGAAAUUUAGAUGCCUUUCAGUCGCCCGUAAACCAUCACCAAAAUCCGUUCCAAAGGAAAGGAGAAGAAGAUGAAGAAGACAACAGUAUGGAAGUUCGAAACAAUCAACCACCUUUUAAACCUUCACAACGAUUGCAAACGCCAAUUGACAGAAGCGAUGAAAUAUACGACGAGGAACAAAACUAA